Messenger RNA from Ostertagia ostertagi, 525 nucleotides. Lineage: Eukaryota; Metazoa; Nematoda; Chromadorea; Rhabditida; Trichostrongylidae. The record is from the annotation of a GenBank genome assembly.
AUGGGGGUGAGCUUACUCAGGCUCCCUCCAUUCCACUGCUUUUUUAAUCCAGUGGAGUUGUGCUGGAGCUAUCUCAAGCAGCGUCUCAAUAAAAUUGGAAGACCGACGAAUAGACUGGAAACAGUAAAAGUGCACUGUGCAUUUGCACAGAGUGUUGGACUGAAUUGUGGUGUUGCAACAGUCCAGUGUCAUAUCCGCGUGGCAUUUCGCACGAGUGACGACUAUCCUCUACAUCUAUUCAUUGGUGUGUCAGCCACCGCAGUUGGACCGCAAAAGGACCGGGACUACACGUUGUUACACUUUCUACCGAAUGCACCGCAACAAAACACCGAUAACUACUAUUUCUGCGUUCAUUGUCUCAAGGAGAGAAGAAGACGAGGCGAAUAUCUGGGGGAAGAUUUAUCAAGAUGUGACGUUCCUUUCACAUCACUAAUGCCAGAAAGUGUUACCGAAAUGGCAACUGAAGAGCGAAUAGCGCAAUAUUGCAAGAAAAUGACCAGAUACGUUGAUAAUAAAGCUGUGUAG